Messenger RNA from Rhizophagus irregularis DAOM 181602=DAOM 197198, 414 nucleotides. RefSeq lists its product as uncharacterized. Gene Ontology annotation, molecular function: protein binding. NCBI's taxonomy places the organism in Eukaryota, Fungi, Glomeromycota, Glomeromycetes, Glomerales, Glomeraceae. The record is from RefSeq and is a predicted model, not a curated record.
AUGUCUAUUCAAUUUUUUCCGAAAUUAAGUCAAAAUUUUAUUAAAUUAUCGGAUAAUGGUGAAUAUUAUGAUAUUACGAUUGAAGUUAGCAAAGACCCUAACGUAAAAAUAUUUCGUGCACAUACUGGUAUUUUAUGUUACCGUUCUCUAUAUUUAAGAAGAUAUUUAGCUUUAAAUAAGAAGAAUAAUGAUAAUGUCUUGGCUCAGACCAAAUACGAAGUUCCAUUCUUUAAAGUACUAUUUCCAUCAGAACUGACGGUAGAAGAGAUCUUAGCAACUAGGUCGGAAGAUAAACUUAAGUCAAGAGCUCCCAACCGAUAUUUAAUUUACAGAAUCGCAUUCCUUAAGGAGCUUAGGGGUCAGGGAGCGAUAUCAAAUUUACAAAGAUUUAUUGAAUUCUUAUAUGGAUCCUGA